UAUUAACUUGGUAAUUGUUUACAAAUUCAGAAUUAGAGGUUCUUUGUAGGGAGCGAAUUUUUCUGAAUUUUGUACCACAAGUUGAAUUUAAACUUAUUUAUUAACUGUAAAUAAGCUUAAAAUGCCGAUUAUGGAAUGAACAUCAACACGAGGUCUUUAUAAAGUCAAGAUGCUGCUUUUAUGCUUCAAAAUUUAGUGUAAUAGUUGCAAGAUUGAUCUUGACAUAAAAUGCAACAUGAAACCUUUUGUAAAGAAAGAAAAAUCUGGCCAGUCAUCAGAAGAGUCUUCCUCACAAAGACCAAAGCGAAGUACAUGUCAAAAAAAUCUUGAUGGCAGCAAUGGUCUUUUAUGGAGAGAAGAAACUGAUUUAAAGAAAGCACUUUAUGCCUCUCUUCAAGAAACAAAGAGAAAAAAUUUAGAUGAGGAUGAUGAUGAGCCAGAGGAAGAUAUGAAAGUACCUCCUGAGGAACCAGCUGUUAAUGGGCAAGAGGACAUCUUGAAAAAAGCAAAAGUUCAUGCUCAGCGCAAAUUUGCUCAAGGCUCUAAUCCAAACAGUCCUGUGCCAACUCCUCUCAAAGUUCCAUAUGUGAAUAAUUCAACAACUGAGCUUUUACCUUAUAAACGACCAAAGACAGAGGACUUUUUAACAUUCUUAUGCUUGAGAGGUACAUCCAUUUUACCUCCUUCAUUAGAUUUUCUAAAUAGCUGCUCGAAAAGUGACACUAGUUCAGAUUGUCGGAGUUUGAGUCCUGAUAUAGAAAUAAAAGAUAAUGGGAACCAUAAGGAAUCAACACAGAAAACCUCAGAGCCUCGUGAUAAAAGUGGCAUCAGGCAUGAAAAUUUGCCAAAUGGUGCAGCACGAAAAUCUUCUGCAUGCAAAGCAUUAACCAAAAAACAACUUGAUUCUGCUCAAGCCUUAAAGAAAGCACAUACAAAAUUGCAUAAAGAGGUAUCAAUUGUUCGAAAACGAAAAUCCAGGGAUGGAUCUACUGAUAUUGAAUUCAUAGCAUCAGCUUCUUCACGUUCAAAAAACUCCUCAAAUACCAGAACUCGUUCUUCAACUUUAAAUGCUCUUCGAGAAAAAUAUAAAAAGAAAAGGCUGGAAACUAACAAGAAAAAACUAAUACCACCUAAAUCUCUAACUGUUGUUCAACCAACUAAAUCAGCAGGAUCAACUACUAGAUCACAAAGUAAUGUCAAACAAAUUGAAAAAAGGACUUCUCGCAACACUGUAAAUAAAACUGAAGCCAAAUUCACACCAUUAGUUCCUAGCAAAAUCAAGCAGUCUCGAACAGAUAGGAAGCUUGCUGUAGAAAAACGAAAAUCCCUACGAUCAGCUCAACCAAUCAAAACUUUUGGGCAUAAGAGAUUAGCCUUAAACAAAAAGACAAUGUGGCUAAGAAGAGCAAAACUUGUUCCCCCUAUUGUGGAUGUUGAUUCUGAUAGUGAACCUGAAGUGAUCAAUAGUGCACCUGCAAAAAAGAAUCUACAACAGGUGCCUACAUCUAAGCAAGAAAAGACUGAGAAUUCUUCAAGAAUAUCUGAAAGACUAAGAAAUCGAGAUGAUGCUAAAGAUAAAUCUUCUUUGUCACGCAGACAGAUAUUACUUAGAAAACACAUGCAAAACCGACUAAAUGCUAAAAAAUCUGCUCUCCAUGCCAAAAAUAUAAAGUCUCGAACCAUUAUUAAAAGAACCACAAAACAGAGGAUUUUGAAGAAAGUUGCUAGGAAAAGUCUUGUUUCAAAAACUAUGUCCCUUAGAAAGGAUCUCCAAAAUAAACGUGUGACUCGUAGUGCCAAACAUCAAAUAGAAGAAAUGCUUUGGGCAAAUCCAGAAAAGAAAUCCAAGUCUCAGAGUUCUAAAAGUAUUCCUUUGCCGAAACACGACAAGAAAAGACAUAUUAAUGAUGAUCAAACUGCAACUAAAAAACCAAAAUUAGCCUUGCUUAAAAAAACUGGAAACAAAGUAACAAAAUGUGACAAAGAUAUUAAGAAUAAAUCCCUCAACUCUGAAUUAAAUAAAGCAUCAAAACAAAUAAACUCUUCAAAGCUUGUGAAAAAAGUGUCUGACUCUGCUAUGAAUACUAGAAGUUCUAAAACUCCUGCACGUAUUGAAUCAAAACCAGGUUGUUCCUCGAAUGCUACAAAUGAAAAUUUGCAUUCUAGGUCUAGAUCAAGUGAUGGUAAAGCAAUUAAAUCUUCGGGAAACAAAGGUAAAAGUAUUGACAAUAAGAAUAAAAUUAAUCUAACCAAAGGAACUAAACACAUGGAAAACAAAAUUAAUAAAUCUGGUGAUAUCAAAAUGAAUAAACUAGAUGACAAGACUAACAAACUUGCUGAUACCAGUGCUAAAAAACUUACAGAUAACAAAGUAAACAAAUCUUCUGAAAAUAGUUUGAGUAAAACCUCCGACAAUAGACUAAACAAAUCUGAUAAAUUAGAUAAAUCAUCUGCUGAUAUAAAUAAAAAAGAACAUGUUAAAUCCGAUGAAAAUAAAUUUAUAUCCAAGACAAAUAAUUCUAAUAUUAAAACUGAGGAUCUUGCUAAUGUUACAAAAAUCAACAAGUUGCCUGAAACAUCAAAAUCUAAUAAUGCUACAUCAAAACCAGAAUUGGAAAAUAAUUUAAAAUCAUUAAGUAAUAAGAAUAAAGAAUCUAUUUCUAAAAAUAACUUUGAAAACAAUUUGGAAAAAUAUCCUUCCGGUGUUAUUAAAGAUGAAGAAAGUAAUGUUCAGAAUAAUUUGAAUUUGCAAAAGAAUGAUAAAAAUCUGAAGAAAGAUAUUUCUGAAUUGAUUUCUCUGAAUGUUGAAUGUGAAGAACCAGUAUUUAUAAUUAAUUGUGAACCUAGUUGUAGUGGUAUUAAUAUGGAAGAAAGUGAUAAAAAAUUGAAUCUGGAUAAAAGUGCAAAAUUUCAUUCAAGAUUAGAUAUAUCAUCAAAUGAAAGUCAUAAUAUCAAAAAACAUAAUGAUAAAAAAUAUUUUAAAAACUCAGCCUAUAAAGAAGAUAAAUUGCUCAAGAAAAUAUCUGAAAAAAAUCAAAAAGUACAAAACAAAAUAUUUGAAAAAAGUAUGAAAUCUCAUAAAAGAGAAUCACUUAGAGAGUCUGACAAUAAUAAAAACAAAUCUGAAUCUAAGGAUUCAACAAAAAAUUUACUUAAAAAGGAAUUGAAUAAACAAGAACAUGAAAAUGUAGCCUGUGUUUCUUCUACUUCCAUCCAUGAUGUCUCAAAUCAAAUAAAUAUUACAACUAUGGAUCAUGAAAGCAAUUUUAAAAAUAUUAAUGGAAAUAAAACUACCAAUAAAGAUAAACUUGAUAACAGAAAUCAUUUAGAAAAAGCUGAAGUUGGAAAGCGACCCAACAAAGUAGAUCUGAAAAAAGAUUGUAAAAAAAUGAAAAUUGAUUAUACAAAAAAUUCUGAUUUCUCUUCACCUUUCAGUAAUUUGAAGAAAAAUUCUGAGGCAGUUUCGUAUAAAAAUAGUUACGCUGAAGUAAAAUUAGAUAACAAAAGUAGUCAAAUAGUUGAUUCCCUAGUUCGAAAUAUCUCUGCUUUUGACAAAGAUUCUGAUGAUGAUUCUGAUUAUGACAUAACUUUAGAUCAAUACUUAAAAUUAAAAUCAAAUAGUGUUUCUUCUAAGGCUGGAAGUUCUAGUUCUUCCUCUUCAGUAGAAGAAAAACUUAAUUCAGAAUCUAAUUUAUUAUUCAAUGAAGUUAAAGAUUCAAAAAUUAAAAAAGAAUCUGAAAAAGUUAAGAAAGAAGGUGAGUCUUCUAAACACAAAAAAGACAAGAGUAGUUCAAAAGAUAAGUCAUCUAAAAAAGAUGAUAAAAGUAGUAAAAAGGAUUCUGAAAAAUCUCUAGCUAAACUCCUAAAACGAGAGCGCUCGAAGUCUAGUAAAAAAGAAGAAAAAGAACGAAUGAAACAUAAGCGAGAAAGCUCCUGUAGCUCUAAGUCAUCUAAGAGGGAUUCUGAAAAGGAUGGCUCAAAGCUAAAUAGAAAAGAAAGUGAGAGAGAAAGUUGUUCAUCAGAAAAGAAAUCUGAUGCAAAAAUUGAAUCUUCUGAGGGCAAAAAAGAAAAAUCAAGUAAGAAAGAUUCUUCAAAAUUAUCAAGAUCCAAUAGCUAUGAAGAAACAAAAUCACCUAAGAAGAAGAAAAAGCAUAAUGAAUUAAAAGAUAUAGAAAAAAUUAAAAAUCUUAUAAGUAAAUCUAGUAUUUUAAAUGAAAUUUCUGGAUUUAAAGAAUUUAAACGACGACUUUCAAGUGAUAAAAAAUCGAAAAAGCGCAAAAAAUUGGCACUCUUAAAAGACAAGAAGCUAUCGAAAAAGCUUUCUUCGAAGCUUUUAAGGAAAUACUCUAAGAAGAAAGGUCUUAAAAAGAAAAAUAAGUUAAAAAAGAAAGAGCUUAAGAAGGAGAAGCUUAACUUAAGUGAGAAAGGUCACUCAAAAAAUAAAAAGCAGAAGCAUAAAACAAAGGGGGACCAUCAUAAAAAGGAGAGUCAAGAAAAACAUAAAAACUUAGAUUCUGUAUCUGUUGCAUUAGUAGACAAAGAUACUUCAGUCUCUAUUUCUGAAUCUGUGCAUUCUUUGCCAAAAUCUAUAGUAGAAACUCACUGUGAAGAACCUGUAAAUAUGACUGUCCAGUCUACAACUAAUGAUACACAGACUUGUACUAAUGACAUUAGUACUCCUACAACUUAUGUUAUUGAAGCUAUUACUGACAGUAUCGCACCUAUUGAGACAUUGGCUGCUACAGAUGUUUCUCAACGAAUUUCUACUGAUUUAGUAUUCAGCAGUACUGAUAAUUACCAAGGUAUAGUUACAAGUGAGUUUCCAGGUGUAUUUGAAGAAUCUUUUCCUUCAGGUGCUAUACUUUUAACUACAAGAGACAGCAUCUCACAAGUUCCUCUUCAUUUUAUUCAAGAUAUUCCUCCUGCUGUUCCUAAAACCAUGGCUGAUGCUGCUACAAAUACUUGUGAAGAUGACCUUGAAGAAACUUUGAGUUCUAUUCCUGAACAUGUAAAAAAUGAAGAAAUGUCAGUUGGUACACAAACUAUAACUCCUGUUGGAUCUCCAUCUCCAACCACAGAAAUUAAAUCUAUAGCACCCACAACAAUGGUAGAAUCUCUUACAACUGCGAAUAAUAGUGCACAGCAGCUAAAACAAAUUCCAGGCAUACAAACAGUAAUAAAUUUAAAUUCAUCUAUAAUCCCAACUACGUCUCAAAGACCGGCGAUGUCCAAUAUUGUUCAUCUUCCUACUCCUAAACCUAUUGUAUCAGAAUCUGUCGGUCAUGCUCUUUUACCAGUUACAGCUGGAAAAAUUCAAAUGCCAACUGAUAUCCAUUCUACUGCAACACCUGGAAAAAAUUCAAGUAUGGUUAAUAGCAUUACAGUCCCCCUAGAUUCUGUAUCUUCUGGAAAAUCAAAAGUAUCUACUAAUGCUACUGUUCUUGGAACUCCUGUUACACCUGGAAAACCAAAACUAUCUGCUAAUAUUCCUGUUCCCCUUCCUUCCUUAACAACUGAGAAGCCAAAUGUUACUGUUUCUCUAACUCCUGUAACACCUGUAAAAUCAAAAAUGUCCAGUAAUAUUACUGUACCUCUAACUCCUUUAACACCUGGAAAAUCCAAAAUUUCUAGCAAUGUUAAUGUUCCUUUAUCUGUUACAACUUCUGCAGCAUCAAAAUUUUCAGAAAAUGCCAGUAUAUCUAUAAUGCCAGCACCUCCAAAAGUGACAAAUAGUGUGAAAAUUCCUAUAGUAUCUACAGCCCCUGGGAAUUUAAAUGUGCCUAAAAGUAUGAGCAGCUCUAAUCUUCAAACAGUAUCUCCUGAAGUGCCAGAUAGUAAUCGGCAUCCUCUUACACCUGGAAAAUCUAUCAAUAGUGUUAUUGGUCCAUCCAAAACACCUAACAAAUCUAAGACAUCCACUAGUAUUACUGGUAUUAAACAGCCUGCAACUCCUAAAGAGAAGAAAAGAAGCACACCAUCCAAAAAAGCAAAAACUGUCACCAAUUUUUCAUUUACAAAACCUCAACAAUUUCCUUUGGAUUCUGCUAGACUGGUAGCUGCUCCUGUAUUUUAUCCAGAAGAACAUGAGUUCGCAGAUCCUCUUGAAUAUAUUAACAAGAUACGCCCUGAAGCUGAACAAUAUGGUAUCUGUAAAAUUGUACCACCAUCUUCUUUUAAGCCUGAAUGUAAAGUUAAUGAUGAUAUGAGAUUUACUGCUCACAAUCAAUAUUUGCAUAAAAUGCUCUACAGGUGGGGUCCUAAUGUAGAAGAUACUGCUUGUAUCCGAAAACAUUUGAAAUCUCAAAAAAUGAAAUUUGAACAAGCUCCUUUAAUGGGAGGCAUUGAACUGGAUAUCUCUAAAUUUUAUCAUACAGUCCAACAAUAUGGUGGUUUACAGCAAGUAAUUGAAAAGAAAAGAUGGCAAAAAGUUGCUGAUGCAAUGCGUGUGCCGAAAAGUGCUCAGGAUCGAGUUACUAAACUCUAUGAUGCUUAUUGCAAAUAUUUAGUUUCUUAUGAUCUACUCCCAUCAGAUGAAAAACAAAAGAUUAAGGAAGAAGUAUUAGCUGACCAUGAAAAACAUGUUAAAUUACGUAACUCACCAGAAUCUGCAGAUGAGGAUAUAGAUGAGGAAGAAAAUUAUGAUUGUGUGACAAAAGGUCGCUCUAUGUCUUUAAGUAACUUCUACAGAAUAGCCAGAAAUACAAUGAGUAUGUGGUUUAAAAAUGAGCCAGCUCCAGAAGAAGUUGAGCAUGAAUUCUGGAAAAUAGUUACUGAAAGGCAACAGCAUGUAGUGGUCCAUGCUGGAAAUAUAGACAGUUGUGUUACCCAAAGUGGGUUUCCUACUAAUCGUAGUCCUUUUGCUAAGCAUCCAUGGAAUUUAAAAGUAUUGACUAAUAAUAGUAGAUCUGUUUUAAGAUCGAUGGGACCUCUAUCAGGGAUUACAGUUCCAACACUUCAUGUAGGUAUGUUGUUUACUACGGGCUGUUGGUACAGAGAUCCUCAUUCUUUUCCAUGGAUUGAAUAUCUGCAUACUGGUGCCAGCAAAAUUUGGUAUGGGAUACCAGUGAAUGGUUGUGAAAAAUUUAGAAAUGCUAUGAAAAAAAUAGUGCCCGAGUAUUGUACGAAUAAACCUCUAUGGCUCUCAUCUGAUACUGCAAUGGUACCACCAGAAUUGUUAGUUAAACAUGGAGCUUCUUUAAGUCGUACGAUUCAAAGCAGUGGCCAGUUUGUUGUUAUAUUUCCUGAAUCAUUUACAUCUACUAUUUGUUGUGGUUAUUGUGUUUCAGAAUCAGUAUAUUUUGCACCUACACAAUGGUUGGAUUUGGCGGUAAAAGCAUUUCAGGAUAUUAAAAAUAGCUAUGAGUCACCAGCAUUUUCAUUGGAGAGGUUACUUUUCAGUAUAGGAAAUGAUCCUAAACCACCACUUAAAACACAUCUCAAAACUUUAGAAAAAAUUCUGCCGAUGAUUGAAAAUAUAAGGAGGCAAGAACUACAAUUGCGAGCUCAGCUGAAUGAAUUGGGUUUAAAACAGUUUGAGAGACUUCCAUUGGUCGAAGCUAAGGAUAAAAAGAAAAAAUCAAGAGAUAUUGAAGAAACAGAACAAGAAUGUGAAAUCUGUCAUAUUCUAUGCUAUGUAUCAAUGGUUGUAAAUCCUCAAGAGGAAACAGUGUAUUGUCUUCCACAUGCCAUUGAGCAUAUUCCAAAAAAGAAUUUUAAAUCUUGUAGACUCAAGUACACUUACAAUGAGAGUGAUAUGAAUGAACUCUUGAAAAAAAUCAGAGAUCUUGUUUCUCAGUUGCCAAAUCACAAUGCUAAAAAGAAAACACCCAAGAAAAAAGGUUUGCCAAUCACUGAAAAAUAGUCAUUUUCAUUUAAUGUGAAUAUUUCCAAUGGCCAGUUCUCCUCAUGGAUUAUUUAAAUUUUUAUUUAUUUAUUAUCAUUUAAGUUUUGUGUCAAAAUACUUAGUGCCAUUCAGGAACAUCUACAUGUUUUGAUUCAGUACAUUUAUGUAAGUUUAAUGUAAUCAUAAGCAUUCUUUAUGUAAAUAUUUUAAUUCUUUUUUAAAUGUAAAUUAUCACCUGUAUAUUUUAUUUAUGCAUGCAUAUUUUUAUGUACUUAAUUCAGCAUUUGGAGGUCAGUUAAAAUUAAUAAAAUUAAAUUCUGGAAUUACUUUUUUUUUUCAGUGUGCUAAUAAAAAAAAUCUAUGAAACAAACUAAUAUUAAAUCAAAAUAAUUUUAAAGUUUAAAAUUGUUGCAGUUAUUCCAAUGUACUUUAUAAUUAAUGAAAUUUACUGUUGUAGGAAUGAAUUUUUACCUAAUGUUAAGGAAUGCUGAAAAGGCUUUAUAAUUAUUAAAUUCUAAUUCUUCCCUGGAUCUUUUUAUUAUUACAUCUUUGUUAUUGUACAUUAAUCCUAAUCAACUGAAAAGAUAUUAUUCUGUCAUAUUAUUAUAUUUUUUAUAUAAUAUUUUUAAGACUUUUAGAAUCAGACUGUCAUUGUUGCAGAAAAGCUAUCAUUCUUUUAAGUAGUAAUUUGCAUCAGAAAUUAUGUAAAUAACUUUGUAAAGAUGAAGAGUUUCAGAUAAAAAUUCUAAGACCAUUGUGCAUUUUUAACUGGCCCUGUAUAUAGCUUAUAUUUGAGUUAUUCAAGCACAAAAUAAUUGCACAUAUAAUCCACACUAGAAUUGUUGUACUUAAUCACUGCCAUUGUUUUAUGUUUUACAUUUUUGAAAUGCAAGGACUGUUUAUAUAAAAAUAAAUUUACCCAAGUACUUAUUGCUAUAUCUGCUCUAGUACUAGUCUGCCUUGUGUACUGAAUGUGGUAAUUUUUUUUAACAAUUUGUUAUUAAGAAAAAUCAAUUCAUAUUUAAAAAAUUGCACAACCAUUGUGUAUCUCUUUAAAUUAGAAUACUACAUUUGAGAAUAUAUUUUUAAACUGAAUAAAUUUCUUAUAUUUACUAUUAAAUGUUCUUUUUUAAUGCAGUUUUUUUUUAAAGAAAAUUAGCAAGAUUUUCAAAGAGGAAGAGGGAAAUAAAGAUUUACUGUUAAUGAAAUAUGUUAUUAAACCAUCAACUCAUUUUAUGACUGAUUUUUAAAAGGAAUAUUCACAGUUUAUUUUCAAUUCAACUACUGCAUAAAAUAAUUUAAGAUGUUAAUUUCAUAUUAUUUUUACUUUAUAUGCAAAGAUACUUUGUUUUUCUUCAUUGAUGCCAAAAGCAAAACCUUUGCAUAUAGAUUAUUUGUUAGUGCUUUAAAAUUAUUCGUUUCAGAAAUAUUAUUUGCUCGUAACUAAACACUACCUCAUGAAUAGUUCCUCCAUUUAACCAAUUUCUAAUUGUUUUCGAUCAAAGAAUAAAUAAAAAUAUGAUGAUUUAAUUUUUUUACUAUAAAACCUGUCAACUUAUUCCUUUAAAUAUGGGUGCAUUGUUAAUUGGAAAUAUAUUAUUUGUGUUAAAUGAAAAAAUUGCUUUUGUCAACUUAUAAACAUUAAACUCAGAUAGUUAUGUUAGUAAUAUUUAAUAAAAAUCUAUAUUUGUUUGUUAGCCUUUAAAUUGCAAAUUAAAAAUUGUUAUUGAAAUUUUAUAUUUGUUACCAUAUUUUUUAGGUUUUUUUAUUUAUUUACUUUUAUACUUUGCAAAAACUGUUGUGGAUUUUUUAAAGGAUAAAUGAAAGUAUACAUUUUAUUAAUCGAAAUUGAAUUAAGUGAAUUUUUAAUUGUUUAAAAUACAUCAAAAGGGUCAUCUUAAUUAUUUGGACCACGUAAGAUUACUUUUUACUAAUAUCAAAAGUAAUUGGUAAUUAUGUCUUAGUGUUUAUAAAAUAUAUAGAACAAUGUACAAUUGCAACAAAAAAUAUUCUUGUAAACUCGAAUUCUGUUUAGAAUUCCCGUUUCACUUGUCAUCUCUGUAUAUAGCCUGCAUUUAUAUGUCAUGAAUAAAAACAUUUGU
This is a messenger RNA of Argiope bruennichi, 9945 nucleotides long. RefSeq lists its product as uncharacterized. Gene Ontology annotation, biological process: chromatin remodeling. Gene Ontology annotation, molecular function: DNA binding; histone demethylase activity. Gene Ontology annotation, cellular component: nucleus. Bases 236 to 7861 code for a protein of 2541 amino acids. The transcript has 20 exons. Lineage: Eukaryota; Metazoa; Arthropoda; Arachnida; Araneae; Araneidae. The record is from RefSeq and is a predicted model, not a curated record.